Alexandromys fortis (reed vole) is the source of this 4713-nucleotide messenger RNA. It is a transcript of the gene Eif4g2, whose product is annotated as eukaryotic translation initiation factor 4 gamma 2. The transcript is spliced from 19 exons. Lineage: Eukaryota; Metazoa; Chordata; Mammalia; Rodentia; Cricetidae. The coding region runs from base 1 to 2709 and encodes 902 amino acids. The record is from RefSeq and is a predicted model, not a curated record. Gene Ontology annotation, molecular function: translation initiation factor activity; protein binding; mRNA binding. Gene Ontology annotation, cellular component: eukaryotic translation initiation factor 4F complex.
AUGAGGCUCGGCCUCCAGAACAAAGCGGCGGCCCGGGGAGACGCGGCGGCCCCGCGACGCACACUCCCAGGGCUCCCGGCGCUACGCAAAAGCCCCGCGGCGCGCCGGCCCGCCGCCCUUACGCCACUGGCUUGGCCCCAGAGCCUUCGCGAAUAUGGCUUUGCGCACUGCGGCGGGGCUGCGCCGCAACCUAGCUUGCCCGGUGGCUCCUCCCCGCCCUGCGCGGAUUGGUGGCGGACGGAAGCCCGGCUGCUGAUUGGACAGCGGAGGAGCCACUCGGGGAGGCUCCGGUGGGGCGGCCGCCCCGGAGUGAUAAGUUGGGCUUCAGACACGCCUCGGCGCCAGCAGCGAGCCGGAGCUCUAUGGAGGCGGCGGCGGGUUCUCGGUGAAGGCUUUUCGUUUGUACCAUCCCCUCCCCUCCCCACCCCAUCCAUUAAUAUUAUUCUUUUGAAGAUUCUUCGUUGUCAAGCCGCCAAAGUGGAGAGUGCGAUCGCAGAAGGGGGUGCUUCUCGUUUCAGUGCUUCUUCGGGCGGAGGAGGAAGUCGGGGUGCACCUCAGCACUAUCCCAAGACUGCUGGCAACAGCGAGUUCCUGGGGAAAACCCCAGGGCAAAACGCUCAGAAAUGGAUUCCUGCACGAAGCACUAGACGAGAUGACAACUCCGCAGCAAACAACUCCGCAAAUGAAAAAGAACGACAUGAUGCAAUCUUCAGGAAAGUAAGAGGCAUACUAAAUAAGCUUACUCCUGAGAAGUUUGACAAGCUAUGCCUUGAGCUCCUCAAUGUGGGUGUAGAGUCUAAACUCAUCCUUAAAGGGGUCAUACUGCUGAUUGUGGACAAAGCCCUAGAAGAGCCAAAGUAUAGCUCGCUGUAUGCUCAGCUAUGUCUGCGAUUGGCAGAAGAUGCACCAAACUUUGAUGGCCCAGCAGCAGAGGGUCAACCAGGACAGAAGCAAAGCACAACAUUCAGACGCCUCUUGAUUUCCAAAUUGCAAGAUGAAUUUGAAAACCGAACCAGAAAUGUUGAUGUCUAUGAUAAGCGUGAAAAUCCCCUCCUCCCUGAGGAGGAGGAACAAAGAGCUAUUGCUAAGAUCAAGAUGUUGGGGAACAUCAAAUUCAUUGGAGAACUUGGCAAGCUUGAUCUUAUUCACGAAUCUAUCCUUCAUAAGUGCAUCAAAACACUUUUGGAAAAGAAAAAGAGAGUCCAACUCAAAGAUAUGGGAGAGGAUUUGGAGUGCCUCUGUCAGAUAAUGAGGACAGUGGGACCUCGAUUAGACCAUGAACGAGCCAAGUCCUUAAUGGAUCAGUACUUUGCCAGAAUGUGUUCCUUAAUGUUAAGUAAGGAAUUGCCAGCAAGGAUUCGUUUCCUACUGCAGGAUACCGUAGAGUUGCGAGAACACCAUUGGGUUCCUCGCAAGGCUUUUCUUGACAAUGGACCAAAGACGAUCAAUCAAAUCCGUCAAGAUGCAGUAAAAGAUCUAGGAGUGUUUAUUCCUGCUCCUAUGGCUCAAGGGAGGAAUGACUUCUUCCUGGAGGGACCGUUCAUGCCACCAAGGAUGAAAAUGGAUAGGGACCCACUUGGGGGACUCGCUGAUAUGUUUGGACAAAUGCCAGGUAGUGGAAUUGGUACUGGUCCAGGAGUUAUCCAGGAUAGAUUUUCACCCACGAUGGGACGACAUCGUUCAAAUCAGCUCUUCAAUGGCCAUGGGGGACACAUCAUGCCUCCCACGCAAUCGCAGUUUGGAGAGAUGGGGGGCAAAUUUAUGAAAAGCCAGGGGCUAAGCCAGCUCUACCAUAACCAGAGUCAGGGACUCUUAUCCCAGCUGCAAGGACAGUCGAAGGAUAUGCCACCUCGGUUUUCUAAGAAAGGACAGCUUAAUGCAGAUGAGAUUAGUUUGAGGCCUGCUCAGUCGUUCCUAAUGAAUAAAAACCAGGUGCCAAAGCUUCAGCCCCAGAUAACUAUGAUUCCUCCCAGUGCACAGCCACCACGCACUCAAACACCACCUCUGGGACAGACACCACAACUUGGUCUCAAAACUAAUCCACCACUUAUCCAGGAAAAGCCUGCCAAGACUAGCAAAAAGCCACCACCAUCAAAGGAAGAACUACUUAAACAGACUGAAGCCGUUGUGACUGAAUAUCUGAAUAGUGGAAAUGCAAAUGAGGCCGUCAAUGGCAUGAGAGAAAUGAGAGCCCCGAAACACUUUCUUCCUGAGAUGUUAAGCAAAGUGAUCAUCCUGUCACUAGAUAGAAGUGAUGAAGAUAAAGAAAAAGCGAGCUCUUUGAUCAGUUUACUCAAACAGGAAGGAAUAGCCACAAGUGACAACUUCAUGCAGGUAAGCCCACCUAGUGAUGAAACAGAUUCUUCCUCUGCUCCUUCCAAAGAACAGUUAGAGCAGGAGAAACAGCUGCUGCUCUCUUUCAAGCCAGUGAUGCAGAAAUUCCUUCAUGACCAUGUGGAUCUACAGGUCAGUGCCCUGUAUGCUCUGCAGGUGCACUGUUAUAACAGCAGCUUCCCCAAAGGCAUGUUACUUCGAUUUUUUGUUCAUUUCUAUGACAUGGAAAUUAUUGAGGAGGAAGCUUUCGUGGCUUGGAAGGAAGACAUAACUCAAGAGUUUCCAGGAAAAGGCAAGGCUUUGUUCCAGGUAAAUCAGUGGCUAACCUGGCUAGAAACUGCUGAAGAAGAAGAAUCAGAGGAAGAAGCUGACUAAAGAACCAGCCAAAGCCUUAAAUUGUGCAAAGCAUACUAUGAUGUAACUGCAUUUGACCUAACCACUGCGAAAAUUCAUUCCGCUGUAACGUUUUUCACAAUAUUUAAAGCAGAAGCACGUCAGUAAGGUUUCCUUCUGCAUAAGGUUUUUGUAGUGUGAUGUCUUAAUCAUAGUCUACCAUCAAAUACUUUAGGAGUAUCCUUAAUGUUUAGAUAGAAUAUUAGCAGCAUGCAAUAAUUACAUCCUAAGUUCUCAAGCAGAGGCAGUCUAUUGCAAAGAUCUUCUUUGCUGCCAGUUACCAUAGGCUGUUUUUAAGUUAGAAAACUGAAUAGCAACACUGAAUACUGUAGAGAUGCACUUUGCUCAGUAAUACUUGAGUUGUUGCAAUAUUUGAUUAUCCAUUUGGUUGUUACAGAAAAAUUAACUGUAAUUGAUGGUUGUUGCCGUAAUAGUAUAUUGCCUGUAUUUCUACCUCUAGUAAUGGGCUUUAUGUGCUAGAUUUUAAUAUCCUUGAGCCUGGGCAAGUGCACAAGUCUUUUUAAAAGAAACAUGGUUUACUUGCACAAAACUGAUCAGUUUUGAGAGAUCUUUAAUGCCCUUGAAGUGGUUUUUGUGGGUGUGAAACAAAUGGUGAGAAUUUGAAUUGGUCCCUCUUAUUAUAGUAUUGAAAUUAAGUCUACUUAAUUUAUCAAGUCAUGUUCAUGCCCUGAUUUUAUAUACUUGUAUCUAUCAAUAAACAUUGUGAUACUUGAUGUAGUUGUACAUGACUUCAAAUAGUACCUCCAAAGUUUGGAAAAUUGUUCAUUUUGUCUUGAGGUAUGGACUUACCUCAGUUUAAGAACUUGGGAAAUUUUUAACUUCAUAGUCUUAACACCAGUGCUAUUUAGUAGUGAUUCACCCUGUAAGCAGCAUUAGUAAGUACCAUACUUUAGAGUAUUCAGUUUUUCACCCUGUUUCAGACUGACUGUUUCUGUCAGUCUUGUAAUGCAAGCUGUCAACUUAAUCUGGAGCUGCCUUCUGUUAAGAAACUUUGUCAACUCUGACUCUGCUUUCUAAGCACCUUAGGAAUAAGCUUCCUCAUCACACCAUCCUCUUUGCUGAGGUACCUGCUUAGUUCUUAAUCUCCAUUUAUUCUUCACAACAAAACAACCAGAGCAAGAAACGGAAAAACAAAACUGCCAUGUGGUUUAGAACUUGGCAAAUGCUAGGCUUUGAAUUUAUGAUUUAAAAUUUUAAAUCAUAAAAUUGGCUCCUAUUUCCAUUUUGUCUAGCCCUUGCAAUAUGUAGUUCCUUUACCUGGAACAGUGCUUUCCUUACCUCUUAACCUUCGGGUGUUGGUUUAAAUUUCACUCAACUUGCCUUCUUCCUCUGCCAGGACAAGAGAAGAGUUUCUAGAAGUCAAAGGUUUUUUUUUUUUUGAGAUGUCACUGAAAAGGUCCGCGGGGACAGUGGACCACGAAGUAGCUGUGUCCCCUGCAUCCCCUGCCAAUAUAAUAUCUUCUCAGGUGUCACCAGCUCCAAAAGCCUGCAGUGGAAUGAGUAGGGACAGAUAGGCCCUUUGCUCCCUCCCAGAAGAACCCCGGUCUUGCUUUGGUGGCUUUGUCAUCAACUCUCAGUGGAGUAUAAGAAACUGGGAAAAGUUGAAGUCGGAGCCAAGGAUAAUUGUGGGAUUGAGGUUCAUUCCACAACUCAGCCUAGCCUGUGGUUUACUACUCAUCUACCCCUUGGUGAAAGCUGAGCUCCAAGGGGACAGGACAGUGUAGGUCUCAUCACUGCUGAGUGGGAUUUUUAUGAGUUUCAAUAUUAGUAAAUUUUGGGAAUUAAGGAUUUAAGGGAAAUUCAAAAUUAGGUUUAGGAUCCAAAAUGUCCUGGAUAAAAGAUUGUCUUUGAAUCUGAAGAUUGAUUGCAUGGUAACUGAGUUAGGGCUAACACACUAACUGAAAUGAUCUAUGUAUUGCCCCACCCACUAGAAAAACUAGUGAUGAAUAAAUGUUUGGAUAGUGA